Molecule: messenger RNA, 552 nt
Organism: Ostertagia ostertagi
Lineage: Eukaryota; Metazoa; Nematoda; Chromadorea; Rhabditida; Trichostrongylidae
Source: the annotation of a GenBank genome assembly
AUGAGGGAUCCGGCGACCAAGUUUCGUAGCCUUUCCGAAUGUCUCUGGACUAGUGCGAUUGUUAGCUGGACAUGGCCUAGCUUCGACGGUCGACAUUUCGAUAAGAAGACAAAGAAACAGGAGGAGGAUUCUGAGGUGCAGAAAAAGUUGAACGAUGUGAAAGAUCUGGAAUACGUGGAAAUACAAACUCUAUGCGGAAAACAAGGAAGAAUUUUUCAGAAGAUAGAUGAGUUGAAAUCAGAGCUUCACUUCGCUGAUCCAAGUUGUGGACUUGGAGCGAGUAAGCACACAAUCUUUGUCGACGAUGAUGAGGAAGCUAAAUCUUUCGAUCCUAUUGAAUACUUUGGUACUGACGAGUCUGUGAUCUCGAGAAAAUACAACCGUUUACGGAAGGACGAUCUCGCAAAAAAGAAUGUCAUCGGCGCGCAAAGUAAAGACGACGUAAAGAAAGCUGAUCGACUUAGACGUGCCCGUUACUCUGAAUUGAUGAAGCGACAACAGAGAGUGAAAGAGUUGGAAGUCGUGGUUGCAAAAUUGGAGCUCAAAAAGGUA